AUUGACCUUGCCACACACUUCAAUGUUUGCACUGAGCAAGUAUUAUGCAAGUUUUAAAAUAGUUACUCCGUCUACCCUCGAUAUUGCCCCUGAAAUGAUUAUGAGAUGCCACAAAUUACUCCUUUACUCUUUUAAGAGACCCAAGCCCAUUCAGUUCGGACGAACUUCACUGGUGAGUGGACACCGGACUAUCUCGCAAGCGCCAAUGGCAGGAUGUCAAUCCAUGAAGUCACCCUUUGACUACACUGCCGGUCGAUGGCUACACCUUGACAGCCCGCAGCAUGAAGCACGGUACCUACAGUUCAAUUUUGACCGCCUGUGUGAAAAAGUCCUCUCUCUGUGUCCUUCUGCCACUUCAAUACAGAGCUGUCAGAAACUGGAGGGUGGCUUCAGUAGAGCGUUCAUUAUUACAACUGAUAAUGGGAGAUGUGUUGUUGCAAAGAUUCCAACAUCUGUUGCUGGACCAGUUAGAUUUAUCACAAACUCUGAAGUUGCAACAAUUACUUAUUUGCAACAGAAUGCCGAAAUACCAAUUCCAACCAUCUUGGACUGGAGUGACGACCUGGCCAACCCCAUUGGCUCAGCAUACAUUAUAAUGGAACAUGCCGGCGGUGUUCCACUGCAUCAAAUGUGGCCGAAGAUGUCCUUUCCGCAGAAAAUGAAUUGCAUUAGAUCAAUUUCCACAAAUAUUAUGAAGAUGUCUGAACUUGACUUUCCAGGAUAUGGCAGUCUUUAUUUUGCCGAUGCAGUGUUUCUUGAUACUGGUUUGAAGCAAAAGCUAGAUGACUAUAAGUACUGCAUUGGGCCGAGUUGCAGAAACACAUACUGGGAUUUCAAUGUUGGAGAGCCCAGAUACUAUGCAUUUAAGGGACCAAAUAGGGGACCAUGGCGUGACCUUCUUUCAUACUCCUCUGCCCUAAUUGAUGUCGGCCUUGCGAGACUGCCCCCCGCCGAUGAUCCUGUUCCUCAUCAGCAACCGUCUUAUCAAGGCGCUGUGAGCGAGCAUCUGGAACUUUUGGGUCUGGGCCAGGCCCUGUUUCCCAAAUUGAUACAACACCCUCUGAUACAAUCUAAUGCGGCGCCAACCCUAUUCCAUCCUGACCUUCAUAAGAGAAAUAUUUUUGUCUCCGAGGAUGAUCCCACUGUUGUGACAGGUUUUAUUGAUUGGCAAUCCACAUGUAUUGAGCCAGCAUUCUACUAUGCAGAUGACGUACCUGAUUUCGCGAAGCCCCCUGUGGAUGAAACAUCAGAGGGCACUGAGGAGAGUCUCUGCAGUCAGGCUUUUGAAGCAGGCUUGGGGCUUCUGGCUCCGCGGCUAGCGGCGGUAAGAAAGAUUGACGAAAUCCUCCUCCGACCAUUCCGCUACUGUCAUCGGACCUGGAAAGAUGGUGUGGUGCCAUUUACUCAUGAAUUGAUGCAGCUGAGGGACCAUUGGCAAGACUUCGGCUUUAAAGAAGGUUGUCCUAUACCUGUCUUGGGCUCUGAGGAAAUGCGCAUUUACCAGGAACGACUAGAUAUCUAUGACAAGAUGUUGGCUGUCAGACAGGAUAUUGUUGAGACGUUGGGAGUUGAGCAGGAUGGCUGGAUCCCUGAAGAUCGCUGGGAGGAAGUGAAGGAAGCUCACCAACGUAUAUAUGAGGCUGUUUUGGCGGCCAUGGAGAGUGAGAAGGACCGCCAAGAUAUGAAGAUGAUGUGGCCGUUUGAUGGAGUUAAAGCAUGAGAUGUAGAAAGGGGGAUUAUUGUAUCAAUAUACCCCACGCACCCAAGACAUGUCCGCAUAACCACUCGUCUGUCGUCUCGGAGGCGUAAAUCUCUAGCUGGGUGACUAACUAGCGGGGCUCCCCACGGGAUUACUCACCUGUAACGACGGAUAUCACACCGCCAGCUAAAGAAUGCAUAGUUAGAAUAUCAAUGGAGCCUAGAGAACUAGUUUUGUACAAUAGAGAGAUAUAUAUAUAAUACAAGGAGUUGCGGUUCUCACAAAUCAUGUCCAUCCUCACUCUUACUCAAAUGCAUGCUAUAUCAAAACACAAACAAAAAGCAAGUCACGCUACAAUACGCUAUCAACAUAUACACUGAAUCUGCAUUAGUUUACAAUGUUUGGGUCAUUUUCCC
Blastomyces gilchristii SLH14081 is the source of this 2115-nucleotide messenger RNA. RefSeq lists its product as uncharacterized. The record is from RefSeq and is a predicted model, not a curated record. Gene Ontology annotation, cellular component: mitochondrion. Bases 23 to 1720 code for a protein of 565 amino acids. The transcript has 4 exons. Lineage: Eukaryota; Fungi; Ascomycota; Eurotiomycetes; Onygenales; Ajellomycetaceae.